Anneissia japonica is the source of this 2483-nucleotide messenger RNA. RefSeq lists its product as uncharacterized. Bases 195 to 1931 code for a protein of 578 amino acids. NCBI's taxonomy places the organism in Eukaryota, Metazoa, Echinodermata, Crinoidea, Comatulida, Comatulidae. The record is from RefSeq and is a predicted model, not a curated record. The transcript has 11 exons.
UACCUGUAAUGUAAAAUGACAGGUAACAGAUGCGACAAUAAUUGAGCCCAGUGUGAUGUACCAGCACCCAUCAUGAUGCACCCACGGCGAUAUUUGGGCUCAAGCCGCUGAUGGAUCAACGGCUUACCGGCGGUAAUGUUCCUUGCGCCUUGGGAAAAAUUAAGGAAAUCCAGGUUUCAUAGUGAGAGACCACGAUGACAGCAAGCAAAGUUGGAAGGAACUUCCAGAAGUUGAUGAUAAAGUUUACCCAUGCACCUGUACUGGAUGAAGUCUUAUUCCUACAGAAGACACUUAUAGACUCCCUUGCUAAAAUGCAGAAAUCAGUUCUAGAAUCUUCAAGGGCUGCAAUGCGAUGGGGACAAACAGAAUCAAAUUUUAUAUUCGGUGAUGUUUUAUCAAGUUGGUUUGAUUUGGACAAUGCAUUAUGGUUGUUGUUACAAGACUUACAAACUGAGUGUGUAAAGUACCGCCAAGUGUACAAAGGAAUAAAGGAAGAAGAAAGAAUACUAUGUGAAUUAGGAAAGAAGAAGGAAUCAAAGACAAAUGAGGUCAACAGGCUAAGGUCAAAGGUUAAUGCUUUAAAGAAGGCAAAAACAAAGAAAGCAGAACGCUUGGACACAACAGAGGCUGAGUUACAAUUGGCAGAACAAGAAGAGAGUCGGUUGGAUGACGAACUGAACACUUCUGUAACAGAAUUUGAGAAAUCAAAGGCCAGAAUAAUUAAAGAUGCUCUUGACGCCUAUAGCCAAGGAUGGAUUACUUUUGCCAAAACUAGCCUAGAUAUAUUUGGUGCUCAGGCUCAGAUGGCUGAGGAAAUGCCAAGGAAACCGGUCAUGUUUGAAGAUCAAAUUACAGAUGAUAAUCAGUUGCUUGUCAAAAACAUAUUUCAGAAGCUAAAUUUACAAAAACCAGAACGUGAGAUCAAACCGGAACGUGAAAUUAGACCUGAAGUCCCUUCUCCAUAUUCUCGCAGACCAACAUUAGAGGUAGCAACAUCUUCACCAAACGAUCACCCAAAACAUGGUUUAUUUGGCUCACUAGGAAACAACAUUGGAGCAAAACUGUCGAAGUUCUCACAUAAAACUUCAAAAGAGUGCUUAACAGAAGAACAUGCGAGUAAUGCAAGACCACUUCCCAAUGUUCCUCCAAGGUAUCGGGAAGAUGAUGAAUUUGAUGACUUCCCCGAUGAUGAAUACACAGCGUUGAAUGAGAGUAACACUGAUGAUGAAAACUAUGUCAUUCCAAAUAUCAGUUCAUAUGAAAAUGAUGGUCAACAGUAUACAUUUCUGAAAAAAGACUUGAACCAGCCCAGGUUACCUCCAGGAAUGUCCCAACAAUACAGGUUGUCCCAUGACAUGGAUCAGCCUAGAUUCCCUCCUGGUAUGUCUCAAGACAUGGACAGAGUUUCACCAGAGGUUUACCAAGACAUACAUGACAUAGACAGGGUUUCACCAGAUGUUUACCAAGACAUACAUGACAUGGACAGAGAUUCACCAGAAGUAUAUUAUGAUAUAGACCAGCCCAGAUUUCCUCCAGUUAUAUCUUACCAAUCAUCCAGUGAUGUCACAGAAGAAACACCCACUGAUGAUGAACCAUACCUUGCUGUCAUGUCUGACACAGAGGAAGCUGUAAAUGAAGAUGUCAUGGUGUAUGAAGCCCUCCAGCCUUCUGUUCCCCCUCCUAGGCCACCAAAAAACAUUUCCCCCGACAAACCAGCAUUUUUAUCUGCCCCAUCUCCAGCUUUCUCUAGACAAAAAAACACACCAAUUCCAGCAGAAAGAAAACAAACAUCAAAUUGUCCUCCUCUUGUUUCUCCAAAUUUACCUAAACCUGGAAAGAUAAGUUCUCCACCAUCAAAACCAAAGAUCACCCCUCGACCGAAGAGGGCGCCACCAGUAUUGCCACGAAAAGAUGUUCCAUUGGAACAUUAACUUUUUCUUAUCAAACAUAUAUUUUAAGAGAUUCAACAUGUAUGGGUCUUUUUAGGAUAAUUGAAGAGUCAGCUUUGAGAUUUCAUUGAAUAAUAUUGUGCCUAUGCUGCUAUAAAUUUCAAAAGCGAAGAUGUAAUUAAACAGAAUUUUACUCAGAUCAUCAUUAAAAGCAGGCACUUAGUGCAUCCAACAGUUGUCGGCCGACCCGAUGCUAUGCGCGCACAAUUGAUCGUUUUUUUAUUACUUUGUUAAUAGUAAAUAGAUUCCAGUAAAUGACCUAUCAUUUUAAAGCCUAUAAAGUGGAGAAUAUGAAAAAUAUUAAAAAGCCAAUGUUCUUAUUUUUGGUCACUGAUGCUGGGUUUGGAAUUGCAAGCCCCAUAUAAUAUAAUAAGAUUAUUUUUAAUUAAAAUAAACCGAGAAACUACAGUAAUCGUAAGGCUAAGCGUGGCUGUACAGUAUUAUGACUGCUCCUCAUCAAAACUUAGAUUUUUCUCAAGAAUCUGUACAAAGUAUUCUUAAGUUUGAAUUGAAUUUAUAAAUAAAAAUAUGUAA